Molecule: messenger RNA, 1161 nt
Organism: Arachis stenosperma
Lineage: Eukaryota; Viridiplantae; Streptophyta; Magnoliopsida; Fabales; Fabaceae
Product: plant intracellular Ras-group-related LRR protein 6-like
Exons: 2
Coding region: 1-1065 (354 amino acids)
Molecular function (GO): protein binding
Source: RefSeq, a predicted model, not a curated record
AUGUUGUACGUGCAACAGCAGCCGAUGAUUAAGAAGGCGGAGAGGAGCGGCGGCGGCAGCAGCAGCUGGAGCAGAGGCAUAGAAGAAGAGAGGCUUGAGAUUGUGGACCUCAGUGGCAUGUCUUUGGACUCCCUUCCCAACCCUUCUCUUAACUUGGCCAUCAUUUGCAAGUUGGACCUCUCUAACAACAAUCUCCAGAAUAUUCCGGAGUCGUUGACAGCAAGAUUGGUGAAUUUGGUGGUGCUGGAUGUGCACUCGAACCAGCUUAGAAGGCUGCCAAACUCCAUUGGCUGCCUGUGUAAACUGAAGGUCUUGAAUGUGGCUGGAAACAUGAUCCAAUACCUUCCAAAAACCAUUGACAAUUGCAAAUCAUUGGAGGAACUAAACGCCAACUUCAACAAACUGAUACAGCUUCCAGAAAAUAUUGGUUUGGAACUCAGAAAGCUGAAGAAGUUAUCAGUAAACUCCAAUAAACUACUCUUCCUUCCACGCUCCACCUCAAACCUCACCUCUCUCAAGCUCCUGGACGCCCGCCUCAACUGCCUCCGCUCUCUCCCCGAAGACCUCGAAAAUCUCGUCAGCCUUGAAACCCUCAACAUCAGCCAGAACUUUCACUUCCUCCGUUCUCUCCCUUGCUCCGUCGGUCUUAUCUUCUCCCUCGUCGAACUCGACAUCAGCUACAACAGAAUCACCUCCUUGCCUCCUUCCAUUGCCUGUCUCAACAAGCUCCAGAAGCUAUGUGUCGAUGGUAAUCCGCUCAUGUCGCCGCCACUAGAAGUGGUGGAACAAGGCUUAUAUGCCGUGAAGGGAUACCUCUAUCAGAAGAUGAACUCUCCGUCUUCGUCGGAGAGCCCAUCAACGAAGAAGAAGUCAUGGGUUGGGAAGUUGGUGAAGUACAAAACGUUCAAUGGAGGAGAAACAAAGAGGAGGAGCAGCCAUGAAGAACGCGACGGUUUCGUAAUGCCGGAUUAUAAGCCCAUUGAUACUCUUGCUUCACCGCGUUACAUGGGAAUCUUCUCACCUCGCCGCCUCUUCUCGCCUCGUAAUUACUUCACCAACUCAUGAACAAUUCAUUUCACUUCUUCCAUUUUUUCUUUUUACUACUCGCCUCUCUUUCUUUUGCUCCAUCAACAAUUGCCAUUUUUUAUUCUCUUAGAAUAA